GUGGUGUUGCCCCAGGGCUGGAUCAGGACUGCAGGGGGGUAUCCCCAGGGGGCAGCAGAGGGGCAGGAUCCCUGCCCUCGACCUGCUGCUCACGCUCUGGGGGUGCAGCCCAGCACGCAGUUUUCCUGCCAGGGAGCAUGUACUGGUAACAGGAAGCCUCCUCCUGAAGCCUGAACUCUCGGAGCCAUUUUUGGGCUGUGCACACACACACACACACCCUCUUACCUCCAUUCAUUUCCCUCCAUCUCUGCUUCACUUAUCUCUGGGUUGGUCAGUCUCACGGCUGCUCAGAGGCUUUGAUGCCUGUGGAUGUUUAGGGUCUGUUCAGUCUCCUUCCAAUGCAGCUCUGUGACAGUUCUCCCACUGUGUUUGUGCUCAGCCUCCCUCACCCUGAGGUUUUGAUGCAGUGCCUCCGUUUACUCUGAGAUUUCUUGGUUUGCCUCUGAGCUGGAGCUGCUUCUUCCCUUUCUCCAGGGCCCUGUGCUUCGCUGGGGAUGGGAUUGAAUUGUGGGAAUGGUUCUGCACAGGAUUGGUUUUGCAGCAUCUUUCAGAGACCUGAGAUGGUGGAGUUUAAAGCAGUGUCUUGCCUUCCCUAGAGGAGAUAACAUUAAUGGGACAUAGCAGCAACAAACCAAACAGAUGGUUCCUGCUCUUAGCAGUGGUAAUGACUUUGUUGUUACUUGUUUUGAUUCUGUUGCUCUUGUUCAGUUGAGAGAUGCCCUCAAAUUUCUUCUUCAAGCAGGAGCAGCCUGCCCAGCAUCUGUCCCAGGGGAGGAGCAUUACAUGUCUCUAUAUUCUGUUUAAGCACAUAUCAAGCUUCUGACUGCAGAGGCUUCCUUUUACAUUGUGUGCUUUUGUAGUGCCUGUUCCUUUUAGUGUCUGAUACAGAGCAAUACCAACCUUCCUUCCCUCGUGCAUCGUAUUGCUUAUCUUCUAGGUGGAGUGUUUGCUCAACAGUGUGUUGGAUACAGCUGAUCUCAGGCGCUACAGACCCAUUGAGGUCGGCUCUCCGGGGCGUGCAUGACAGAGUGUUGCUUUUCCCAACAAGUGUUUUCGUGGGGGUGGAGAUACCAUGCUGCCUCCUGCAAGGAUGUAGGUCUCAUCACACUGGGGAGGAGAGGCACAGCAUUCACAGGAGGGAUGUGGUUUACCUGAGCCUUGGGAAGGGAGUUAGAGAGAGAUGAGGCACAUGGGACUGUUUGGAUAGCAAAGUACAGGCUGUAUAUUGGGGACCUCUGGCUGAGACCUAGCAAGAAGCUGAGCCUGCUGACUUUUGCAGGGGCUACUUCUGCAUCAGCUCCACCCCUCUGGAGGAGUCCAUCCUGGCAGCAGAGGCAGAGGUAGCCACAGAUCACAAGUUAUCUGCUCAGGGGCAAAGUCUUCUAUCUGAACUUAAGCCCACAUUCAUGGCAGGGUACUCUCUAGAGCUCAGCGUUCUUCCAUUUCAUGGCUCAGACAGCACUGACUGGAAAACGGAGUCAUUGUUCGUUUUGCAACCUGACCAGUUCUUCGUUGCAAAAUGAGACUGUGGGAUUGUUCUCUCUGGCAGAACGUGCUUGGACAUGGUACUGUUUGUGAGUGACAGCUUUAUGGUAAGGACCCUCAAAGCAUUUCUACUUCACAGUCAGUUCAACUGCUUAGCCUGCCAGUCUUUCUCUGAACAUCUCUGUUGCAAGUGAGCACUGCUCAGAGCAGGGGGUGCAGUUUGCAUUGUUCUUUCUGGAAGCUUCAGAAGGGGUUUUGUUUUGUUCUAGAAACUUGUUGAAGUAGCCAGCUUUCCCCAAGUGGAUGAGUGCCUUGUGGCGAUCCAACAUAAAUCUGUUCAGUCGCCUCUGUUAUUUCAAUUGUGCUGCCUGGAUUCACAAUAAAUUUCUCUUUAAACCUUUUAAAGUCUCUUGUGGAAGUGCACUCUGUGGCUGGAGCAUGGCUGGCACAUAGCUCUCGGUGCCACAGCACACAGUGGGGCAGAGCCAGGUGGAACUCUGUCUUGCUGUUUUAAAAUGAGCCUGGGAAGCUGUUCUUUCAGGGUUUCGUGGAUGGAGGCCCCUAUACCCGGGUUGAGAACAUUGCAUGAGGGUACUUGGCUGCCAGCUCCGAGCUUGGGUCAGUGUCUGCACUUCGUCACCUGAUGGGCUCCUGGUGACCUGGGCUGUUCAUGUGCAGGGUUGGGAGAAUGUGAGGAGCCCUGGAGCCAUUGCUUCUCACCCCAGUCAGCAUCAUUUGGCCUUGUACUUAUGCUUUCUGGCCAGGCUGCAGAGCCCCCUCCUGCCUCCAUCCAGGUCAGGGCUGCAGCUGCCCCAGUGCCAGAGGCACUUCUGCGUUUCUUCCCUAAUGAUAGACUGGAUUUCCCAAUGGCUGAAGUGCUUUGUUCUUACUGAAAACUGGAGCAAGCCCGUGGCAUCUGGCUGCAAACCAAGAAACCUGUGCUGCCCUGAAGGUCAGACCUGGGUGAGACUAGUGAAAGAACAAGAAAAGGCUGAGCUGUGAUUGAACCGGGAGAUUUUAGACUGUGUCUGAGGAUGGGUGAGGAAGGCCCUCCCAGUUUGGAGUAUAUCCAGGCCAAGGACUUGUUCCCACCAAAAGAGCUCAUAAAGGAGGAAGAGUCAUUGCAGGUCCCAUUCACUGUGUUGCAGGGUGAGGGAGUGGAAUACCUUGGCCAUGCAAACGACGCAGUGAUCGCCAUCUCCAACUACCGGCUUCAUAUCAAAUUCAAAGAUUCUGUGAUCAAUGUGCCUUUGAGGAUGAUGGAAAGUGUGGAGUGCCGGGAUAUGUUCCAGCUUCACAUUGUCUGCAAGGACUCCAAAGUGAUCAGGUGCCAUUUUUCCACCUUUAAGCAGUGCCAGGAGUGGCUGAAGAGGCUGACUCGAGCCAUCGCCCGCCCUGCUAAGCCUGAGGACCUCUUCGCAUUUGCCUACCAUGCAUGGUGCUUAGGAGUCUGUGUUGAUGAGGAGGAUCAACAUGCACAUCUCUGCCGUCCAGGAGACCAUGUGAAAUACCGGUUUGAGAUGGAGCUGGUGAGGAUGGGCUUUGACUUGCAGAAUGUCUGGCGCGUCUCUGACAUCAACAACAAUUACAAGCUUUGUUCCAGUUAUCCCCAGAAGCUGCUGGUCCCUGUCUGGAUCACUGACAAAGAGCUAGAGAACGUGGCGUCGUUUAGGUCAUGGAAAAGGAUCCCUGUGGUGGUGUACAGACACGUGCGCAAUGGGGCAGUGAUUGCACGUUGCAGCCAGCCUGAAAUCAGCUGGUGGGGCUGGCGAAACGCUGACGAUGAGUACCUUGUGACAUCUAUUGCCAAAGCCUGUGCCUUGAACCCUGGAGUGAAGCUGUCCGGUGGUGUGCUGCACGCCGGGAGCAGUGACGGCAGCGAGGCCUGCGAUGCCGACUUUGACUCGUCCCUGACUGCGUGUUCAGGUGUGGAGAAUGCUGGAACUCCUCAGAAGCUGCUGAUUCUUGAUGCCAGGUCCUACACUGCAGCUGUGGCCAACAGAGCGAAGGGAGGCGGCUGCGAAUGUGAAGAGUAUUACCCAAACUGUGAAGUCGUGUUCAUGGGCAUGGCCAACAUCCACUCCAUCCGGAACAGCUUCCAGUAUCUGCGUGCUGUCUGCAGCCAGGUGCCAGACCCCAGCAACUGGCUUUCAGCCCUGGAGAGUACCAAGUGGCUGCAGCACCUUUCUGUCAUGCUGAAAGCAGCAGUGCUAGUCUCCAGUGCGGUUGACAGAGAAGGGCGUCCAGUGCUGGUUCAUUGCUCCGAUGGCUGGGACAGGACUCCACAGAUUGUAGCACUGGCCAAGAUUCUUCUGGACCCUUACUACAGGACCAUGGAGGGCUUCCAGGUACUUGUUGAAUCAGAUUGGCUGGAUUUUGGUCACAAGUUUGGUGAUCGCUGUGGUCACCAGGAGAAGGUGGAAGAUCAGAAUGAGCAGUGCCCAGUUUUUCUCCAGUGGCUGGAUGCUGUUCAUCAGCUUCUGAAGCAAUUUCCUUGCCUCUUUGAAUUCAAUGAAGCUUUCUUGGUGAAACUGGUGCAGCACACGUAUUCCUGCCUCUAUGGGACCUUCCUUGGGAACAGUCCCUGCGAGCGAGAGAUGCACAACAUCUACAAGCGUACCUGCUCUGUCUGGUCCCUCCUGCGAGCUGGCAAUAAGAACUUCCACAAUCUUCUCUACAUGCCAGGAUCUGAGCAGGUGCUGCACCCAGUGUGCCAUGUGCGAGCACUGCACGUUUGGACAGCAGUGUAUCUCCCAACUUCCUCGCCGCAUCCUCUGGGACAGGAUGAUAUGGACAUUUAUCCACCCCCUGGAUCUCAGAGCCAGGAGUUCAAUGGCAGAUGUUUGGACAGAUUACCAAAGACAAGAUCUAUGGACGACCUGCUCUCAGCCUGUGACUCCAGCAGCCCGCUGACCCGCACGUCUAGUGAUCCCAACCUGAAUAACCACUGUCAGGAAGUCCGGGUGGGCUUGGAAGCCUGGCACAGCACCACUGAGGGAGCUGAGCUGCACUUGGGUGAAGGCAGUGCGGUGGCUGCAGGAGACCCACGGCAGGUGGAGGAGGAAGAGGAAAACACUGCCCUGCAAGUCAGUAGCGCUUGCAGCAAGCAUGCUGAGCACCAAGGACACAGCAAGGAACUGAGCAGCUGGGCUUCAGUGCCAGCAAGCAGUGUCUCUGAGGAGGCUGAAAAGGGAAAUGGAACAUACAUGGAGGAAGUGGACAGCAUGUGUCCAGCUCCAAAUUCUUCUGGACAGGAAGAUACCGACAGGGUUUCCACCAGUUCUGGAAAGCAGUUAGAUUCCUGUUCCCAGGAACUAGAAACCUGUCCCCAGGAACCUUUGAAGGCUGCUGGCAUGGUGUCCAGUGGAGGAGACUGCCCCAAGAGAAAUGCCACAUGCCAAGACGUUCCCAGCCAGGCGUCCCUGGCAACAAACACCCCUUUCCGGGACAUCCCAGGCCCUGCCCUGACCAUCCCCUGCCUGGAUGAAGACAAUAGCAAAAGUGAUGCUGGAAUUAGCAUGCCCUGUGAGGAGCCAGCCCGGCUGGGGAGAGUCCCUCUGGAGCAGUGGCGCAAGCCCAUCUCCCAGAGCCAAAGCAGUGAGUUCUCCUUCCUGGGGUCCAACUGGGACAGUUUUCAAGGAAUGGUGACAUCGCUCCCCACUGGCGAGCCUGCACCCAAGCACCUCCUCUCCUAUGGCUGCUGUAGCAAGAGGGUGAGCAGCAAAGCUCUGCGGGUACCAAGCUUGUGCCUCAACAGCCAGUGGUCUGCCAGAGAAGGUGCAAAGUCCUCAGCCUGCCCUGGCCACAGCAUGCAUUGUGCGGGCUCUGCAGGGAAGCCCAGCCGUUCAUGGCUACCCUGCCACCUGAAACAAGUGUCUGGUCCCAAGCACAUGCCACCAAAAUGUCCAUCUCCUGUGCCUCCUCUCUACCUGGACGAUGACGGGCUGCCCUUCCCCACGGAUGUGAUCCAGCACCGGCUGCGGCAGAUCGAGGCCAGCUACAAGCAGGAGGUAGAGCAGCUGCGCAGGCAAGUGCGAGAGCUGCAGCUGCGUCUGGACAUCCGCCACUUCUGCACGCCCCCAGCCGAACCUCCCAUGGACUACGAGGAUGACUUUACAUGUUUGAAGGAAUCGGACAGCAGCGACACUGAGGAUUUCCGUUCUGAUCAUAGUGAGGACUGUUUGUCAGAAGCAAGCUGGGAGCCUGUGGAUAAGAAGGAGACUGAGGUCACGCGGUGGGUUCCAGACCAUAUGGCCUCACACUGUUUUAACUGCGAUUGUGAAUUCUGGCUGGCCAAGCGGAGGCACCACUGCAGGUAAACGUUAUCCCUGUAGUUCCACUGCUCUUCUCAGCCUCUUCCUCACAGACCUCACUGUGCUGGGUUCAGCUCUAACAGUUAUUUUUCUCCUCCCUAGUAGCUGCUGCAGUGCUGUGUUUUUUACUUCAGCCUGAGAACAAUGCUAACUAACACACUGAUGUUUUUAGUUGUUGCUAAAUAAUGCUUACCCCGAUCAACGACUUCUCAGUCUCAUGCUCUGCCAGUGGGGAGUGGCACAGGAAGCCAGGAGGAAGCAGAGACAGGACACCUGACCCAGACUAGCCAAAGGGGUAUUCCAUACAACAGCACAUCAUACCCAGUAUAUGAACAGGGGAGAGAUA
Pezoporus occidentalis (night parrot) is the source of this 6144-nucleotide messenger RNA. RefSeq names its product myotubularin related protein 4 (gene MTMR4). Gene Ontology annotation, biological process: phosphatidylinositol dephosphorylation; regulation of autophagy. Lineage: Eukaryota; Metazoa; Chordata; Aves; Psittaciformes; Psittacidae. Gene Ontology annotation, molecular function: phosphatidylinositol-3,5-bisphosphate 3-phosphatase activity; phosphatidylinositol-3-phosphate phosphatase activity; protein phosphatase binding. Bases 2520 to 5804 code for a protein of 1094 amino acids. Gene Ontology annotation, cellular component: membrane; cytoplasm. The transcript has 18 exons. The record is from RefSeq and is a predicted model, not a curated record.